CUCGUGAAUCCGCCAAUUGGUAUUUCGAAACUUCUGUCUCUGUUUGCCUUCCAAUCUGACCAAUCUAUAAUUGUUUCUUGAUUCAAAGGGCUUUCUUUAAAUAUGGGUCCUCACAUUAUCUUAUGAUGAUUAAAUUCUUGUCAUCUUUCACACCAUUCUAAAAUUAGAAAAGCUAUUUAAAGUCUUGUUUUUUUUUUUCUAGCAUCCCAUAAGCUGAAACUGCUAAACAAAGAUGAUAACAGAGAAGCAAGAUUCUGGGUCUCUUGCUCCACUUUUACCUGUGGACCAGAAUCAAUUGUCUGAGGAUGAAAGGUCAGAGGGAGGAUCAAUUUGUGGUGCAAUAUUUAAUAUAUCAACUGGCAUGGUUGGUGCUGGAAUUAUGUCAAUCCCUGCUACUUUCAAAGUUCUGGGUGUAAUUCCAAGUUUUUUUGUUAUUCUGUUAGUUGGAUAUUUUGUUGAGGUGACUGUGGAUUUCCUGUUGAAAUAUACUCAUUCGGGAGAGUCGGAUUCUUAUGGUGGGCUUAUGGCCGAGUCUUUUGGGAAGUUUGGUUCUGUUGCUCUUCAGAUUUGUGUCAUGAUCACUAAUCUUGGUGCCUUAAUUAUUUAUUUGAUCAUUAUUGGGGAUGUGCUCUCAGGAAAUAAUUCUGAUGGAUCAGUGCACUUGGGUACUCUACAGGAAUGGUUUGGCAUCCACUGGUGGACUUCCCGGGCAUUUUCACUUCUUUUUGUUGUGCUUUUUGUCAUGCUUCCGUUGCUCUGUGUUAAGCGCAUAGAUUCACUGAGACAUGCAUCGGCAAUAUCAAUCCUGCUAGCAGUACUGUUUGUAGUCAUAUGCUCGAUGAUGGCAAUACAUGCAAUGUGGGAGGGAAAAACACAAAGGUUACGAUGGGUACCAGAUUUUUCACAUGGAGUUUCCUUUUCUGAUCUGUUCACAACCAUUCCAGUCUUUGCUACUGCCUUUGGAUGUCAUGUUAAUGUUCAUCCGGUAAGAGCAGAGAUGGGAAGGCCAUCUGACAUGACAUCGGCAGUUCGCAUUUCUUUAAUAUUAUGUGUGGCCAUUUACUUUGCUGUGGGAUUCUUUGGCUACCUAUUGUUUGGGGACUCGAUCAUGGCCGACAUGCUGGUCAACUUUGAUCAAGCCUCUGACUCUUUAAUCGGUGCAGUUCUUAACGAUACUGUUCGAUUGAGUUAUGCCAUUCAUCUCAUGCUGGUGUUUCCUGUGAUGAAUUAUUCUCUGAGGGUUAAUGUGGAUGAACUAUUCUUUCCUAAGAGACCUCUGUUGGCCACAGAAACAUUACGAUUCUUUUCCCUUACCUGUGUUUUACUUGCAUUCAUUUAUGGAGCUGCUGUAGCCAUUCCAAAUAUUUGGUACUUCUUUCAGUUCAUGGGAACGACAACAGUCAUGUGCAUCAUGUUCAUAUUCCCAAGCUCAAUUGUUCUUAGAGAUGCUCAUAACAUAUCUACAACUCGGGAAAAGAUAUUGGCUGUAUUGGUGAUCAUAUUUGCCAUUGGGACUAGUUCAGUUGCUAUAUACUCUAAUAUUGCAACUUACAUUGCCAACAAAUGAACAAGUUUUCUGGAUGUCGAAGCAGUCUCAGAAUUAGUUGAUUGGUGUUGUAAGGUGGUUUAAUUAUGUAUAAUGAUCAUCAGAAAAAGUUGUAUUGAGCAUUGGAAAAUCAGCAAAUCAAUGAGAAUGGAAACCAACUUGUAUUUAAUUGAAGCGACAUUGAAUAGCUGGUAGUGUUGGCAGAGGCGGACUCAGGAUUUAAUUUUUAUGGGUUCAACUUUCAGGUUUUAUCAUUGAACCUAUUAUAAUCUUAAAGUUAUGUGUUCAUCGAACCACUGCUUAAGCAUACUAGCAGCUUAACGAUAUAGAUGCCCUCUUUUAGGGUAGGCACAGGAAAAAUGUAUAUGUAUGUUGUUGUUAAUUUAGUUGUUUUGAAGCUCUACUAAAG
This is a messenger RNA of Nicotiana tabacum (common tobacco), 1955 nucleotides long. RefSeq names its product amino acid transporter AVT6C. Gene Ontology annotation, cellular component: membrane. NCBI's taxonomy places the organism in Eukaryota, Viridiplantae, Streptophyta, Magnoliopsida, Solanales, Solanaceae. Gene Ontology annotation, molecular function: L-amino acid transmembrane transporter activity. The record is from RefSeq and is a predicted model, not a curated record. Gene Ontology annotation, biological process: amino acid transmembrane transport.